CACAGCAAGAGGUGAUGGCCAGAACGGCGGAUGAUGGUGAUGUCAGUUACGACGCUUUUGAGGGCCUCGAUCGGGAUGUGAAAUGCAAUCUGAUUCGGUGGGCCGACGUCGCGGUAGAGGCAGCCUCAAAGGAACUCGGAAAAGAGUAUGCCUUCUCCGCAUUUUCAUUGAUUUUUUCAUGGAAAUCGGAGCAACAAAUAUAUCACAUCGACUUACAGAUGGGCGCUUAUCAGUUUGCUUUGAUUCUCACGGAAAGUGAAAGUACGAUUUAUUCAUCCGCAACGAUGUCACUCGAGGACGCGUGCAUCGACCUCGGUAUCGACCAUUUCAAUGAUCCCACUCUAAAAAAUUUUUGUUCACUACUUUCUCCUCUCAAUAGAAUUGAUCACUUCAGCAAAUCAAUUACGGAUGGACGGGUGAAACCGGGAACUCUUUCGAUAAUUGGAGGCGGCAAGAUUCACGCAAAGCCGAAGACCACAGGGUUCAGGGCGGUCAUCUUCUUCUCCGCGUGCCUGAUUGGGUGGCGCUCAUACAACCCAAAUGAGCAGUAUAACGUGUUUAGUCUGCUGGACGAGAUUUAUGGUCGUGCUAAGAGUCCUGAAGAAGAAAAAAAGAUCGAGAUGGAAUUCGAAAAACACCUCCCGUACUACAGAGAGUACUACGGUGAGGUCCAUCUACGUGAAUUGCUUCCCGCACUGUAUGGCCCCCUGGAACAGCAAAAAGGCCUAUGCGAAAAAUGUUCGGUGCCUAAAAGGAACGGCAACACAAAAGAAGAAGGAAGUAACAAACCGCACUUUGGAGUCCACCGUAGAGGAUCCCUCCGUCCUCGCUUGUCAUGUAAGAGUGACACAGGAUGA
Molecule: messenger RNA, 857 nt
Organism: Aureococcus anophagefferens
Lineage: Eukaryota; Pelagophyceae; Pelagomonadales; Pelagomonadaceae
Exons: 3
Source: RefSeq, a predicted model, not a curated record